This is a messenger RNA of Effrenium voratum, 1650 nucleotides long. The record is from the annotation of a GenBank genome assembly. Lineage: Eukaryota; Dinophyceae; Suessiales; Symbiodiniaceae.
UCAUUUUCUAUCAUUGAACCCUUGCCAUGGAGUGGCGGCAUGGGCAAUUCGUAGCAUACCGUGGGGAACCUGUUCCGCAAAAUGCACCUCUUGCGUGGUUUGGGCAGCCUGGGUCUUUUGUUGCGCCUGCUGCGCCACUUCCGCGCCCUGCGGUGCAAUUUCUACCGCAAACACAGGCAGUUUUUUACGGAAGCCAUGCCAUACCAGAGCCAGCGCGGCAACGACAACUUGACAAAACAUAUUGUUUAGUUGAUGAGGACGGACGGCCCAAGCCCUUCUCAAGUGUCAGUCAGAUCAGCGGAAGGAACUAUGAAAGUAUGAUAUCCUGCAUGAUUGGCAGUGGUGGUCCUCGGACGCUCCGUGCAAAUUUAUUUCAAGACCCAAAGGAACAACAUCGUUUGAAGACAUGCAAGGAAGCUGUUGCGCGCUUUCUGCGCGAAACAGUCUCCGACCACAUUGGGGACGGAAUGAGAUCAAGGGGUGUCGGGGAGGAGGAAGCAGAAGUCGACACAGUCUACAAUGGUUCUUUCGAGAACUUUGCUGCAAAGGUCGAGAGGCUGAGCACAGUCAAGGUCAGUGCUACGUGCGCAAACGUUCAGAGAGUGCUUGUGGAAAUCUGUUCCGACAGCCGCUACGUUGCAAUGAAGCUUUAUCAGAUUGAGAUCCAGAGCUGUCUUGUUGCGCGCAAGGGAUUCUGAGCACGUGACGAUGCAAGACAAUUGGAGCCAGUUGAGCUUCAGCCGGAUACCACAGGCUUUGCGAUCGGUUUCAACCGAGCAGCAUUGCAAGUCGAUACAGAAUCGCUGGCUGAUCGACUUGGCCUUCAAAAUGUGUUGGGCUUGCUCAAGAACAAGAUGCUGCACGUUGUCUACUUUCAAUCAGAGGCUGCACUGCCUGCAGCAUUGGAAAUGGCCAGCAAGGCAAUUUCAAAGGCGGAAAUGGCGCUACAAUUGGCGCGAGGCAGUGCCGCCCCGCAACGACCCCCAGCAGUGUGGGUCUGUCAGCUGGGAAGCCCUGGCAGUGGCGGCUUCCAGCCCGCUGGCAAUGCUUUUCCAAUCGACCCAGUGCCGCAAAACAUAGCACCCCUGCCAUGUAUUUGUUGAAUGCCAUCAAGCAGAAGAACCCAAAUACUGUAUCCUGCGAUGCCUAUCAAAUGGACAUUUACCGCCGGAAGGACGGCGGCUGGGUCAAGGAAGAAAGCAUGUCAGCAAGGCAGACUGCUAUGGAUUCACGAUUCCAGCUGGAGCUGCUGGAGCCGCAUAGUUUGAGGCUACUGCUGGCUGUGGUCACUGUUCUCGGCUGAGGCAAUGCUGGCGCACAACGUUUCACGUCGUACAGUGACAAAAGCAUGCGUUCGCAGGCACAGUUGUUUCGUUGCAGUGCGACUUUGCUUGACUCCUGAAGGGUAAGGCAGGCAACUGUUCACAUUUUUGAACAUCAGGCAACGGUGUUCAAGUCAAGCAGGGAAUGCCUGCAACGGGUACAGGACCAGCAACAGUUGCCGGCGCUGGUCAACAGCUGUUUCACUGCGGCGUUCCUCCCUGUGCCAAAGCGCGCGGAUGCAGUACCAAGCCGUUUGAAGAAGUGCGGGGGAAAGAAUUGCUCUCGUGGCUUGCCAGUUUGAUCUUUUUGAGCCAAGUUGUGCACAGG